Molecule: messenger RNA, 1551 nt
Organism: Cyclopterus lumpus (lumpfish)
Lineage: Eukaryota; Metazoa; Chordata; Actinopteri; Perciformes; Cyclopteridae
Gene: ier2b
Product: immediate early response 2b
Exons: 1
Coding region: 214-771 (185 amino acids)
Source: RefSeq, a predicted model, not a curated record
AUGAAGUCCAUGUUACGUCAAAGAGGAAAUAAAACGCCACCCUUCUACUUCUACGCUCUCAUUCCUCCGAGUACAAGAACCGGUGAAGAGCCACAAAAAGAGCCCACCGGAUUUAAAAACACGCGAGAAUAAACUCGGGACGGAUAAAGCUCGUCGAGCCGUUGGCGAAAGUGCCACAAUAACCGUGCGUAAUUACGCAUAAAAGCGAGAACAAUGAGUGCCACGACCGCUAUGGAAGUGAACGCCGAAGCCAGACGGAUCCUGGCCGUGUCGAUAAGCAAGCUGUACGCCUCCAGGACCCAGAGAGGCGGGCUGAGGCUCCACCGCAGCCUCCUGCUCUCCAUGGUCAUGAGGUCCGCCCGGGACAUCUAUCACUCCUCCCGGGAGUGCGAGGAGCUGUGCGGCGCGCCGCCGACAUCGGAGGAGGCGAUGGAGACCGGCCCCGUGGAGCAGACCGUGCAGCUGCCGGAGCCUCUGACCGAGCCCCGGCAGCCGGCGGCGAGCGCCGUCGAGCCGCCCUCGGAGGAGCCGGACAGCGGCGACGAAGGGUCCGACGGGGAGCUCGCGGAGGACAAAGAGAACAUGAGCCCGACGCGGCAGUCCAGGAAACGCCGGGGCAAGGCGGCGGCGGCGCCCGACUUCCUCCCGAGCAAGAGGGCGAGGCUGGAGCCCGGGGAGGAGCGGCACGCGGCCCUGCCGACCAGCUGCCGCGCCGGGGCCGGGGAGUCCCUCGCCGCGCUGUCUCUAAAUCGGGUCAUACCCGCUUUCUGAACGCGUGCAUGGAGAACAUAACAAGCCUCCAAUUGGACUUUGGAGCGGAGUGAUUCUGAACUCCCUCGCAAACCCGCAAGGGGUGGUUCGACCCCCCUUCCGCGCACCGAGGAGCUGACCUACAUCGGUCCCCGGGACAGAGGGAUUUACCGGGACCGUGGUGCGAGCUCUCCGGUCGAUCUGAGCGUGCCUGUCGGGGCUAUAGGCGAAGCCUCCUCCCCCCGUUCUCCCCCCUCUCUCCCCCCCACCCCGUGUCACGGAGAAGAAACCCGGCCUCAGAGAGCCACACGGGCCGGAAAGUUUGCGGGAGAAACCGAAGAGAGAGGAAGUUCGUUUUUGAUGAAUCACCCUCCAGAAAUGAGAAAUGAGUCCAAACAAGUGACUGAGCUGACUCAAAGUGUGCGCGUGUGAAUCAGCAGAGAAGAGAUAUGAGUCAAACACGCACGCGCACACGCACACACACGCGCGUAACGAGGACUUGAGGGGGAAUUUCCUGCUUUCAUACCGGGAGGUCAGGACGGGACAGACCCGCUGCUGCGGUGGACUUUGACGGAUCAAUACUACUGCUAUGGAGGGGGUCACAUGGUGCUAUGAGGGGAAGAUUAUUUAUAUAUAUAUAAAUAAUCAUUGGUGUCGGAAGUCAUUUUAUGUGUUUUUAUGUUAUGAAAUGUUCAAUAAUAUUAAUAUUACCUCACAUUCCAAGCUGCUUUCUUUUUGGUUGUUUUAAAAAAAAAUAUUAACUGUAUUAACGGUGUAAAUAUUUUUUAAUAAACACAUUGU